Messenger RNA from Benincasa hispida (wax gourd), 2706 nucleotides. RefSeq names its product G-type lectin S-receptor-like serine/threonine-protein kinase At4g27290. Gene Ontology annotation, cellular component: plasma membrane. Gene Ontology annotation, biological process: protein phosphorylation; recognition of pollen. Lineage: Eukaryota; Viridiplantae; Streptophyta; Magnoliopsida; Cucurbitales; Cucurbitaceae. Gene Ontology annotation, molecular function: protein serine/threonine kinase activity; ATP binding. The record is from RefSeq and is a predicted model, not a curated record.
AUUUUAUUGAGGGUUAUACUCAUGGCUGCUCAUCGAUAUGAACUCUUUCUCUGUAAUACUCGUGGCUUUUAACUUAGUCUUUCUUCUCUUCAGGUCUGUAGCUAUCUCCGAUUCCUUAACGACUCAAAACCCAUAUCUCAGAGAUGGCCUUAGUUUGGUCUCUAGAAAUGGAAUCUUUAAAUUGGGUUUCUUCAGUCCUGGACUUCCCGGCAACCGUUACUUGGGAAUCUGGUUCAAAAAUCGCCGAGGUCCGACCUCUGUUUGGGUUGCGAACAGGAGAAACCCCAUUAAUGAUUCUUCUGGUGUACUGGUGAUGAACAUUACAACAGGAAAUCUUACACUCUACAGCCAUAAUUCCACUGCCAUUGUUUGGUCCGCCAGGUUACUGAGAAAAGUCCCCAAUGGGAUACUCCAAUUAUUGGACACUGGAAAUCUUGUGCUGAGGAACUGGGAAGAUGAAAAUCCCCAAAACUAUUCCUGGCAAAGCUUUGAUUACCCUUCCGACACUCUCUUGCCUGGAAUGAAGCUAGGCUGGGACUUGAGAAAUAACAUAGAAAGAAGAUUAGAGGCUUGGAAGAAUCUAAAUGAUCCAUCUCCUGGAGACCUCAGUUGGAGGAUGGAGCUUCAUGAAUAUCCCGAGACUGUCAUGUGGAGAGGUUCCAAAAAGUACGUUAGGCAUGGCCCAUGGAAUGGUGUGAGGCUCAGUAGUAGACCACUAGCCGCAGCGCCAAUUUUGAACUUUAACUUUGUUUCAAAUGAGGACGAGGUUUAUUACCAGUACUCUGUUGUAAAUAAGUCUCAUUCAGUGAUGUUGGUGCUGAACCAAUCGAGUUACAUGCGAAUAUUAUACUUGUGGUCUGUAGCUGAAAGACGGUGGAGAGUUUACACUUCAUUACCAAGAGAUUACUGUGACAAUUAUGCCCUGUGUGGCCCUUAUGGAUAUUGUGAUAUAAGAGUCACUCCAUCUUGUAAAUGUCUAGAAGGGUUUAAGCCAAGAUCACCUGAUAGUUGGAGGACAGGGGAAUUUGCGGACGGUUGUGAACGAAACAAACUGAUGAACUGUGGUGAGGAAGUUGGGUUUGCACAGGUCAGCCAGUUGAAAUUGCCAGACACAAAGCAUACUUGGGUCAACAAAAGCAUGAAUCUUGAAGAGUGCAGGCAAAAAUGCUUGAGAAAUUGUUCAUGUAUGGCUUACGCAAUGACAAAUAUCAGUGGCAGUGGCAAUGGCUGUGCCUUGUGGAUUGGUGAUCUAAUUGACUUGAAACUGAUCCCGGACGCAGGACAGGAUUUAUAUGUCAAAAUGCUGGCAUCAGAAUUAGUCAAGCAUAGGGAGCCAAACAAAACUGGAAGACUGAAUCCUAAGGUGAAGAUUGCUUUGUUUGUGAUUUCCGGUGUAGGUUUGGUCAUCCUCUGCAUAUGCGUAUACAUUUUCAAAAAGAGGUCAACCUUCAAAGAUGACCAUGAGAAAAUAGAAGCUCAAGACCUGGAGCUUCCCUUGUUUGAUCUAUCCGUGAUUAACAGUGCCACAGAUAACUUCUCACUUAAUAAUAAGCUAGGAGAAGGUGGCUUUGGGCCGGUAUACAAGGGUAAGCUUACAAAUGGACAAGAUAUUGCAGUGAAGAGACUUUCGCAGAGUUCUGGACAAGGAACGAAUGAAUUUAAGAAUGAAGUAAGCCUGAUUGCAAAACUGCAACAUCGAAACCUUGUAAAGCUUCUUGGUUGCUGCAUUCAAGGAGACGAGAAAAUGCUAGUUUAUGAGUAUAUGCCUAACAAAAGUUUGGACUUCUUUAUAUUUGAUCAAACACAACGUCGAUUAUUAAACUGGUCAAAACGGUACUGCAUUAUUUGUGGAGUUGCUAGAGGACUCAUGUAUCUUCAUCAAGAUUCUAGAUUGAGGAUUAUACAUAGAGAUUUAAAAGCAAGUAAUGUUUUACUUGAUGUGGAUAUAAAUCCAAAAAUCUCUGAUUUUGGGCUAGCUAAAACUUGUGGUGGGGAUCAAACAGGAGGACGAACAUUAAGAGUGGUUGGAACUUAUGGAUAUAUGGCACCAGAAUAUGCUUUUGAUGGACAAUUCUCUGUGAAAUCUGAUGCUUUUAGUUAUGGCAUUUUGUUGCUGGAGAUCAUUAGUGGAAAAAGAAGCAGAACUUUCUGCCAUUUGAAAGACCAAAACCUAAUUGCAUAUGCAUGGCGAUUGUGGAAAGAAGGAAAUAUAGAAGAAUUGAUCGAUGAUGCGAUUCGAGAAACAUGCAGCCUUUCAGAGGUAUUGAGAUGUAUCAAUAUCAGUUUGUUGUGUGUUCAACAACAUCCUAAUGAUCGACCCACAAUGUCAUCGGUGGUUAUGAUGUUAGGCUGUGAAAUUCCCCUGUUGCAACCAAAACAACCCGGAUUUUUCAUAGAAAAUGAAGCCAUUGCAAUGAAAAGUGCCUCAAGUAAAGAUAAAUCAACUUCAACUAAUGAAUUGACUAUUACGCUCCCUGAUCCAAGGUAAGAACAAUCAAGGUUUUUAGUUUUUAGUUCAAGCCUAAGAACCUUACUUGAUCAAAUAUUAGCUUGAAUGAUGAACACUAAAUGCUAGAGUUUGUUUCUUAGUACGUGGGUGGAAAUCCCACACUUGGAAAAGUUUCUUUCCUUGAAAUAUUAUUGGUUAUUAGUUUUCUAAAAAGGAGAUUAUCAAACUGCAUAAUAAUAUUAAUAUAUUAUUUUCCA